ACGAGGCUCGUAAUUUUAAACGGUGGAAAGCUGCCUUGUACUUUAGAGUCAUUUCUGGGUCGAGUCAGCAUCAGGAACCAUAUAAAAGAACAAUACGGUUUUUAAUGGAUCGAUUUACUUGUAACAUCGGGUGACAGUAGGAGGGUUCUGGUUUUAUUUUUUAUAAUGAGUACUCAUAUCAUCACUCCUGGCCCGUACAGGGCGACCAAACUGUGGAACGAAGUGACCAAGCUGUUCAGAGCAGGCAUGCCGCUCCGGAAACACCGGCUGCACUUUCGCGUUCACGGCAGCUGCUUCACGGCCGCCGCCGCCGUCGACUGGCUCCACGAGCUCCUCCGAAACAACAGCAACUUCGGACCGGACGUCACUAGGCAACAGACGCUCCAGCUGCUGAAGAAGUUCCUGAAGAAUCACGUGAUCGAGGACGUGAAGGGCAGGUGGGGUACUGAGGAGCUUGAGGAUGACGGUCACAUCUACAGGUUUCCCCCCUCCUCCCCGCUGAAGCCACUCCCCCGCACCCCCUCGGGGAAGAAAAACUUCUCUCUGAAGGACAAGGAGGGUUUCUUCAAGUUCCGAAGCUCAAAGAAGCUUGACAAGGAGACGCUGGAGAACGUGGACCCGUCAGAGCAGGAACAGGAAGUGAACGGGGAGGCAGGAACUGUCGAGGUCCACAGGAGGGAGCUCACAAACGACGAUGUACUGGAAGUCUGGAGAGACAUCACCCUCACACACCUGCAGAAGAUCUUGGGAGUGACGGCCCUGGAGGACGUUCUAGACCUGCGCCAUGUCAACCCUCAGAACAUUGUCUACAACAUGACCAACGUCAACAAGCACGGCGUUGUGACCCUGGAGGAUAAAACCGAUGACAUUCCUCCCUGGGUGCUGUCGGCUAUGAAGUGUCUGGCUAGCUGGCCAAAGUCUGACUCCAGCCACCCUUCCUACCCGGGCUUUGAAAGGGACGUGUUCAAGACUGUGUCUGACUACUUCAACAGCCUGCCACAACCUCUCCUCACCUUCGAGUUUUACGAGCUGUUUAUCAACGUGCUGGUGCUAAGUGGUUACCUGGUGGCUCCUAAGCCUCAGAGAGGGAAGCGUAAGAGCCAGGAGCCGGCGCCUAGCCACGCCCCCCCCGCCAAGACGCCCCACGUGGGCGUGGCCAACCUCUUCCGCUCAACGGAGUGUCUGUUGCUCAGCCUGCUCCGCAAGGAGGCGUGCGACGAGACCGACUCGCCAAUGAAAGAGGUCUUCGGUCCCAAGGUCCGAUCACGGCUGGCCGCUCUGAGAGGGGGCGUGGCCAGGCAGGCUUCCCAACAUGCUCCUCCCACUCGCAGGGUCAGUUCCAGGGCAGCCCUGUUGGGUGGCAGCUGUCUGAGCCUUGCCCAAUCAGAGAGCAGCACUGCCUCGUUGAGGCUCCGCCCCCGGAGCUGUUCCAUGGAGACCAUUUUGGAUGACUCCGCCCCCCUCUGUUCCCAGCGGGAGCUCUUCCAGUCAACCGACAUGCUGGCUUCCUGCCAUAGCAACAGUAACCAGGGCAACAACACCUCAUCCCAGACCUCUCCGGACAGUUGCCAGGGCAACGACACACCAUCCCAGAAUACUCCAGACAGUUGCCAGGGCAACGAAACACCAUCCCAGAAUACUCCAGACAGUUGCCGGGGCAACGAUGCAUCAUCCCAAAGUACUCCAGGCAGUCGCCAAAGUAGCGACUCACCAGCACAGAGCAGUCCUGACUCUCUCUCGGAAAGCCAAUCCCAGAUCUCCGUCGCCAGCGCAACCUCCUCCAACCCCUCCCACUCCAGGCACAGCCUCUCGCUGGUCCCCACGGCAACCGUCUCCAUCAGCCACAGGCCCCGCCCCCAGCGACCCAGGAGUGUGGGGAACUGUCUGGACCUGAUUGAGAGCAGGGAGAUGUCUGCAAGCUGCUUCAGCAUCCACGCCCCGGUAGCGGAGAUCACCUUGCGACCCAAACUGGCGCACGGUUACUACGGCCUGAGGGCGAGCAUCACGGACCUGCGGCCAUCCCUCAUCCUACCACCAGGGGACAGACGCUGCCUGAGCUCCCUGGACCUGACCAGACCCGGCCCAUCCAGACCUGCCCCCUUCACCCUGGGUCCCCAGCCUCUGACCAGACCCAGGACAUCCUCCCUGGGCCCCCAGCCUCUGACCAGACCCAGGACAUCCUCCCUGGGCCCCCAGCCUCUGAGCAGACCACCUUCCUCCUUGGGCCCCCAGCCUCUGACCAGACCCAGGACCUCUUCCCUAGGCCCCCAGCCUCUGACCAGACCUCCCCCCUCCUCCUUGGGCCCCCAGCCUCUGACCAGACCUGACAACAGCCUGCUGCAGCCCCAGUUGGAGCGUGUGGCGGUGGAGGCGUUGCAGCUGUGCUGCCUCCUCCUCCCCCCCGGCCAGCGCAGGAAGCUCCAGCUGCUCAUGAGGAUGAUGUCACGCAUGAGUCAGAACGUGGACAUGCCCCGCCUCCACCAGGCCAUCGGGACACGCACCCUGAUGGUGCACUCGUUCUCGGGCUGCGUGCUGAGCUGUGCGGAGGAGGUGGACCUGGACGAGCUGCUGGCCACCAGACUGGUGUCCUUCCUGCUGGACCAUCACACUGACAUCCUGUCUGUCCCCCUCUACCUGCACCACGCUGUCACCGACCACCUGCACUACCUCCGCACCGUGCAGAUCCCCUACCCGGUGGGGGCCGGUGUCCCCGGGAGCGCCGGCGGGGUCCCGGUGCCGCUGCAUGCGUUCUGCCGCCAGAUCAGCAGCCAGGAGUUUGAGGAGCAGAGACUCACCAUGUCGCAGACGGCCAUCGCUGAGCUGCUGGACCUGCUGCUGGCUGACAGCAGCCUGGCCGGGAAGGAGCGCAGGAAGAAGCUACGACAGUUCCAGAAGCAAUACCCGGACAUCUUCUCCAGGCGGUUCCCCAGCCCUGAGAGCCAGGCUCAGAUUCUGGAGGACAAGCCCAGGAUCAAGCCUCCUCUUCUCCUCACCAAGAAGAUCAGGAAGAACAUCAGGACCUAGCUAGCCUCUGUGGAGGGGGACUCCACAAGUGUGUGUGUGUGUCUGAUUUAGGUAUUGGUAAAUCAGAGGGCAGACAGUAUUGUAGAGGGAGAGGAGACCAUACACCAACCUGUCCAGACUAUAACUUUACCUCAGACUUAGCUUUACUAGGUGCUGUUGUUAUUGUUGAAUUUCCUACCUGCUAUUCCCUUCCUUCGGGAUACCAUUUUUGUGUACCUUGAGAUUGUUAGUGUUUGUCAUAUUGUCAUCCUUUUUUUUUUUUAUUUUUUUUUAUCUCAGUGUGAUUUACUUCUACAUCUUGUCUUUUUCGGGACAAGGUUAGGAUUUUAACUUUUGUUUCUUGGCGAGUAAGUGUUCUCUGCCAGUUGGGAUGAAGCAGAGUUUUGCACUAUAUCCUGUUAUUACGUUUGAAAAGUUGGCUUCCACCAGUUACCAGAGUAGUUAAUAUAUAAUAAGGUAUCCGACCAGCACGUGUGCAUCUGGGCUAGCUGCAGUACAUGAAGCUCACUGCAGAGGAAACGAAGGUCUCUCCAGUCUAGCAGAAGCCAAACCAGAAGCCAUCCAAAAUACUGUUUACUAUGCAACUUCCUGGGAAAUAAAAUCAUACAACAAAGGAUCA
Molecule: messenger RNA, 3643 nt
Organism: Osmerus eperlanus (European smelt)
Lineage: Eukaryota; Metazoa; Chordata; Actinopteri; Osmeriformes; Osmeridae
Gene: depdc1
Product: DEP domain containing 1a
Exons: 12
Coding region: 166-3024 (952 amino acids)
Biological process (GO): intracellular signal transduction
Source: RefSeq, a predicted model, not a curated record